UAUGAGCCGGUACUGGCACCGGCGAGCUGUCGGCGCUUAAUGAAGGGUGGAAGUGUGUGAUUGUGUACAGAGGGACAGCUGGGAUUUAACGCCGAGUGAGGCCCGCUAAUGUGUGGACGGUAAAAGCUGAUGAAGUUCACCAGAGAUAUCUGCCGGCUGCUGGGCUUAGGAGGCGACGGUUCUGGAGAGGAGGAGAUGGAGGCUCAGAAUGGACCCCAUGACCCAUCACACAGGAGGAAAGAUCAGAAGUCAUCACAGGCCAUGAUGAACAAUGAACAGGAUUUGGAUGAUGAGGAGAGAACAAGAAGGAGAGCUGAAAGAAGGAGGGCCAAAAGGAAAAGGCAGAAAGAACGGAGGAAACUAGAGCGUAAGGAGAGGAUGGAGGAUGCUUCAGAGCAGGAAGAAGAAGCAGCUGGAGAAGUGUCAGAUACUGACAGUGAAGAGGAGAUGAAAGAAGAAGAGCGAUGGACUGCGGUUCACCCCAGAGCCAGAUGCAACCCUGAAUCAGUGACUGCCCUCGUGGCAACAGAGAGCAAGACGAAUCACCAGCUGUCCCACAGGAUGUCAGAUGAGGAGCCAGAGUGGGAUAUCAGCAGUGCAUUUGUGGCCAACGCUGCCAACACCAUUAAACUGAAAGGCCUGAUGAACAGAGCAAAGCAAAUCUCCAGAGAGAACAAGGAAAAUGAGGCCAGGAGCAGCCAGGAGGAGAACACAGAAGAAAUGAGGAGGAUGGGGGAGUCCCUGACAUUGCAGGGCAUUAAGAUGUUUGAGCAAGCCCAGUACACCGAGGCGGUGGACAUGUUUACAGAAGCUAUCUUCUGCGACCCCAAAGAUCACAGGUUAUAUGGAAAUCGGUCUUACUGUCACUGGUUUCUGGAGCAGUACUCCUCAGCUCUGAGUGAUGCUCGAAGGUCCAUCCGGCUCGCUCCCGACUGGCCGAAGGGAUACUUUCGCAAGGGCUGUGCUCUGGUGGGGUUAAAGCGGUACAGUGAAGCAGAGAAGGCCCUGGAGAAGGUGCUGGAGUUGGAUCAGAAUUGUAAGGAAGCAUCCAAAAAACUCUUUAACUGUCGCGUCGUUCAGCUCAUGGAGAUGGGUUUCGAUGAGGCGCAGAGCAAAGAGCUUCUGCAGAAGUUCACCACUGUUCAGGCAGUCGUCAACUCAUUUGAAGCCAGAACUCUGAAGCUCUUUUCUCAGCAGGACCAGAGUGGAAACUGUCGCUCUUUGUGGGUUGGGAACGUUACACAGGAAGUUACAGAGAAGGACCUUUGUGAUCUCUUCAAAAUCUUCGGUGAGAUUGAAAGCAUCAGAGUUCUUCAUGAACGCUUCUGUGCCUUUGUCAACUUCAAGAACGCCAACAUGGCUGCCAAAGCCCUGGACAAGCUGCAGGGGGUGGAGCUCGGGGGCAACAAGCUGGUGAUGCGGUACCCAGAUCGCUGGAUCCACAGGACUGUGCCCUCCGUGCAAAGAAGCAACAGCAGCUUUUGCUCCAACACUGCAGGAACUCAGCCAAGUCCAGCUGCCUCUGGGUCCCGAUGGCGGGCACCUUUAAAUGGAGAUGAGUGCUUUUACUGGCGGACCACAGGCUGUUUCUAUGGCGACAAGUGCCGCUUCAAACACAUACCAGACCAGCAAGGUCGAGACAAGAAGCCUUGGCAACCAUGAUGUCCCUUAUCUUUCCAGCUCCUGCCCGCAAGGCACAUCAAAGAAGGACAAGGGAACAAGAAAAGCAGCGAUCGGUGAGGAAGAGGAGAAGACGGUCCACUUGGGAACACUGACAACUGAAUGUUUGUGAAGAAACCUGAGACAUGGAUCACAUGUGAUAACCAAAGUCAGAAGAUGUGACUCUGAAAUAAUGAAGGACAUUAUGCAGACCCUGAUCCGGGGAAGAAUAAAUCCAUUUUAAAUAAAAUCUUGUAGCAGGGAUGGUCCUCAGUGGAAAUGUAUUUCUUGAGGCUUCACUUGGAUUUCAGAAACAGCCACAGGAGCUCCUGGUUUGUGCACAGACGCAUGUCACAGAGAUUUAUGGGCCAGAUGUUUGGUUGAACCAUGUUGGAAACACUUUAGUCCGACACUGGGGUAGAUUUUAAAAUUAAGUUAUUUUCAUAUCAGUAAAACGAGAUUUUGCAUAUAAAAUGUAUAAAUAUUUGCAUAAAACAAUAAAA
Molecule: messenger RNA, 2162 nt
Organism: Pelmatolapia mariae (spotted tilapia)
Lineage: Eukaryota; Metazoa; Chordata; Actinopteri; Cichliformes; Cichlidae
Product: hsp70-Hsp90 organising protein-like
Exons: 16
Coding region: 130-1662 (510 amino acids)
Molecular function (GO): protein binding; RNA binding; metal ion binding
Source: RefSeq, a predicted model, not a curated record